Molecule: messenger RNA, 2482 nt
Organism: Macadamia integrifolia
Lineage: Eukaryota; Viridiplantae; Streptophyta; Magnoliopsida; Proteales; Proteaceae
Product: probable metal-nicotianamine transporter YSL7
Exons: 6
Coding region: 142-2247 (701 amino acids)
Cellular component (GO): membrane
Molecular function (GO): oligopeptide transmembrane transporter activity
Source: RefSeq, a predicted model, not a curated record
AAAAAAAAAAAGAAAAGAAAAAAAAGCUAGAGUUCCAAUUGGAGUUGAAUAUCCCCUCCAAAACAUUUAUAAAAAGCCCCACUCUCUUGAAGAAGAGAUUCAGUUUCAACUUUCUAAGAUCCCCCAAAAUUCUCUGAAUCAAUGGCGAGUAGGGAUGACAACAACAUCUAUGAAGGUCCCUCAGAUCCACAACUAGUGAAUCGCCAGCGAUCAAAACAGAACCAGGGGAGGGAAGAAGAAGAAGAAGCACAACUUACAGUAGAGCAGAUCUUUGAGAACAAAAAGGUUCCUUCAUGGCAAGAACAGUUAACCUUAAGAGCCUUCGUGGUGGGUUUGUUUCUUUCAGUCCUCUUCAGUUUCAUUGUCAUGAAACUCAACCUCACCACAGGUAUCAUUCCUUCCCUCAACGUCUCUGCUGGGCUUUUAGGGUUCUUCUUCGUGAAGUCAUGGACUAAGUUCUUAGAAAAGACUGGUUGGCUCAAACAACCUUUCACAAGGCAAGAGAACACCGUCAUCCAGACCUGCGUCGUUGCAAGCUCCGGAAUCUCCUUCAGUGGUGGUUUUGGGAGUUAUCUCUAUGGAAUGAGUGAGACUAUAGCAAAGCAAGCAAUAGAUUUUAAUAACGCUCAAAAUAUUAAAAACCCACAAAUUGGAUGGAUGAUUGGGUUUCUCUUUGUUGUUAGUUUCAUUGGCCUCUUCUCUGUGGUGCCUCUUCGGAAGAUCAUGAUCAUUGACUUUAAAUUGAUAUACCCAAGUGGCACUGCAACUGCACACCUUAUAAACAGCUUCCAUACUCCUCAAGGAGCCAAACUAGCUAGGAAACAAGUCAAGACAUUGGGCAAGUUUUUCAGCUUCAGCUUCUUGUGGGGUUUCUUUCAAUGGUUCUAUACUGGUGGGGAUAAUUGUGGAUUUGAAAGUUUUCCUACAUUUGGUCUCAAAGCUUAUGACAACAGGUUUUACUUUGAUUUUUCGGCAACUUAUGUUGGGGUUGGGAUGAUCUGUCCACACAUCAUAAACAUAUCUGUGUUAGUUGGAUCAAUUCUGUCAUGGGGUGUUAUGUGGCCUCUUAUAGGUAAUAAAAAAGGUGUUUGGUAUUCUUCAAGCCUCGAAUCUAGCAGUCUCCAUGGCUUACAAGGUUACAGGGUUUUCAUCUCAAUUGCCAUGAUCCUAGGAGAUGGUCUAUACAAUUUUGUAAAGGUGCUAAGCCGAACCCUCAUCAGCUUGUCUCGAGAAGUUCGUGAAAAAAGAAAUUCAGUUCUCCCUGUUGCCGAACGCAACUCACCUGCAAGCCCACCUAUGUCUUUUGAUGAUGAACGUCGAACCAUACUCUUCCUCAAAGACCAAAUUCCUUUAUGGUUUGCAGCAGGAGGCUAUGUUACUAUUGCUAUUAUUUCCAUCAUUACACUUCCACACAUCUUCCACCCACUCAAGUGGUACUACAUCUUGGUCAUCUACAUUUUUGCACCCAUUCUAGCAUUUUGUAAUGCGUAUGGGUGUGGUCUCACUGAUUGGUCCCUAGCCUCCACAUAUGGGAAGCUUGCCAUCUUCACAAUUGGUGCAUGGGCAGGGUCAUCACACGGAGGGGUUCUUGCAGGUCUUGCUGCUUGUGGUGUCAUGAUGAACAUUGUCUCCACUGCAUCUGACCUCUCUCAAGACUUCAAAACAGGGUACCUGACCUUAGCUUCACCAAGGUCAAUGUUUGUGAGCCAAGUGAUUGGGACUGCAAUGGGUUGCGUUAUCUCCCCAUGUGUCUUCUGGAUCUUUUACAAGGCUUUCCCUGAUAUGGGUCAAAGUGGGUCACAAUACCCUGCCCCUUAUGCACUUGUAUACCGCAGCAUGGCUAUGCUAGGUGUUGAGGGGUUCUCAUCUCUGCCUGCCCAUUGCCUUCAACUUUGCUAUGGGUUCUUUGCUAUAUCAAUUUUCAUAAAUGCAAUCAGAGAUUCUGUAGGAAAGAAGUGGGCUAAGUAUAUCCCGCUCCCAAUGGCCAUGGCAAUACCAUUCUACAUCGGGUCUUACUUUGCCAUUGACAUGUUUGUUGGAACCGUGAUAUUAUUUGUGUGGCAGAAGUUAAACAAGGAAAAAGCUGAUAAAUUUGGGCCUGCAGUGGCAUCUGGUCUGAUCUGUGGCGAUGGGAUAUGGACUUUACCUAGUUCGAUACUUGCUAUAGCUAAGGUGAAUCCUCCCAUCUGCAUGAAGUUUCUUUCGAGGGCGACAAAUAUCAAAGUUGAUGCUUUCUUAAACUCCUAGUUAAACUGUAUGUCUCUGCUGGAUAAUGUCCUUGUAUUUUUUUCAAAUUGUGCAUGUAGUUUUAGAUUUUAAACAGUAAAUUUGUUGGGACAAGAUCUCAGUUGUUUAUGUACCUAAAACUCCUCAAAUUGAACUGUUAGAGAUUUUCCAUUCUAUCAAAGUUCAUGAAAUGUAAUAUUUUGAAAGCAGGUUGGAUCAUACAAUCAAACAUAUAUGUCAAUCUCCUUUUCUUUUA